AUGCCUGGGAAGAGCCGGGGAUAUUUUUGCAUGGAGCAGCUCUCCUUCUGCCUACUCCUGAGUGCUUGCAGCUGCUGGUGGAACCCGGCCAGCUCGGCUAAACCAAAGGGCCAGGGGCAUCCACACAUGAACUCCAUCCGCCUCGACGGGGAUAUCACCCUGGGAGGGCUCUUCCCCGUGCACGGCCGGGGCGCCGAGGGCAAGGCCUGUGGUGAGCUGAAGAAAGAGAAGGGCAUUCACCGGCUGGAGGCCAUGCUCUUCGCCCUGGAUCGCAUCAACAACGACCCCGACCUGCUCCCGAACAUCACCCUGGGCGCUCGCAUCCUGGACACCUGCUCUCGGGACACCCACGCUUUGGAGCAGUCGCUGACCUUUGUCCAGGCCUUGAUCGAGAAGGACAGCACCGAGGUGCGGUGCAUUAACGGCGGGCCCCCCAUCAUCACCAAGCCGGAGCGCGUGGUGGGGGUGAUCGGUGCCUCGGGUAGCUCCGUCUCCAUCAUGGUGGCCAACAUUCUGCGCCUGUUCAAGAUACCCCAGAUAAGCUACGCUUCCACUGCCCCCGACCUGAGCGACAACAGUCGGUACGACUUCUUUUCCCGCGUUGUGCCCUCCGACACUUACCAGGCCCAAGCCAUGGUGGACAUAGUCAAGGAGCUCAAGUGGAAUUACGUCUCCACCUUAGCCUCCGAGGGAAGCUAUGGCGAGAGUGGGGUGGAGGCCUUCAUCCAGAAGUCCAGAGAGGAUGGGGGAGUGUGCGUGGCCCAGUCGGUCAAGAUCCCUCGGGAGCCCAAGGCGGGAGAGUUCGAUAAGAUCAUUCGCCGUCUCCUGGAGACCUCCCACGCUCGGGCCGUCAUCAUCUUUGCCAACGAGGAUGAUAUCAGGAGGGUGCUGGAGGCAGCAAAGAGGGCCAACCAGACCGGGCACUUCAUCUGGAUGGGCUCAGACAGCUGGGGCUCCAAAAUCUCCCCUGUGCUCCACCUAGAGGAGGUGGCCGAGGGAUCUGUCACCAUCCUGCCCAAGCGUGUGUCUGUCAAAGGUUUCGACCGAUACUUCUCCAGCCGGACGCUGGACAAUAACCGGCGGAACAUCUGGUUUGCUGAGUUCUGGGAGGACAACUUCCACUGCAAGCUGAGUCGGCACGCGCUGAAGAAGGGCAGCAACAUCAAGAAAUGCACGAACCGCGAGCGGAUUGGCCAGGACUCCUCGUACGAGCAAGAGGGGAAGGUGCAGUUCGUCAUUGACGCUGUGUAUGCCAUGGGCCAUGCCCUGCACAACAUGCACAAGAGCCUGUGUCCCGGCAAGGUCGGCCUUUGCCCCAGGAUGGACCCGGUGGACGGCGUGGAGCUGCUCAAGUACAUCCGCAACGUCAACUUCUCAGGCAUUGCUGGGAUGCCGGUGACGUUUAACGAGAAUGGAGAUGCACCUGGCCGUUAUGACAUCUACCAAUACCAGAUCAAAAACUCUACCGCUGAGUACAAAGUCAUUGGGCACUGGACCGAUCACCUGCACUUAAAAAUAGAGCGCAUGCACUGGCCUGGGGGGGCCCACCAGCUCCCCAGCUCCAUCUGCAGCCAGCCGUGCAAGCCGGGCGAGAGGAAGAAGCUGGUGAAGGGCAUCCCGUGCUGCUGGCACUGCGAGCGCUGCGACGGCUACCAGUACCAGCUGGACGAGUUCCACUGCAAGAUGUGCCGCUUUAACGAGCACCCUGAUGAGAACCACACCAGCUGCGUCCCCAUCCCCAUCGUGAAGCUGGAAUGGAGCUCGCCCUGGGCCGUGGUGCCCGUCUUCAUCGCCCUCAUGGGCAUCAUCGCCACCCUCUUUGUGGUGGUGACGUUCGUGCGCUACAAUGACACGCCCAUCGUCAAGGCCUCGGGGCGGGAGCUCAGCUACGUGCUGCUGACGGGCAUCUUCCUCUGCUACGCCACCACCUUCCUGAUGAUCGCCGAACCCGGCAUGGGCACCUGCUCGCUGCGGCGUAUCUUCCUGGGGCUGGGCAUGAGCAUCAGCUACGCGGCCCUGCUCACCAAGACCAACCGCAUCUACCGCAUCUUCGAGCAGGGCAAGAAGUCGGUGAGCGCCCCGCGCUUCAUCAGCCCCGCCUCCCAGCUGGUCAUCACCUUCAGCCUCAUCUCUCUGCAGCUGAUGGGCGUCUGCAUCUGGUUCAUUGUGGAUCCCUCUCACUCCAUCAUUGACUAUGAGGACCAGCGGACUACGGACCCCCUCUUUGCCCGGGGUAUCCUCAAAUGUGACAUUUCCGACCUGUCCCUCAUCUGUUUGCUCGGGUACAGCAUGCUCCUCAUGGUGACGUGCACUGUGUACGCCAUUAAGACCCGCGGGGUUCCGGAGACCUUUAAUGAAGCCAAACCCAUCGGGUUCACCAUGUACACGACCUGCAUCGUCUGGUUAGCUUUCAUCCCCAUAUUUUUUGGGACGUCACAGUCAGCGGAAAAGAUGUACAUCCAGACCAUGACGCUGACCAUCUCGGUGAGCCUCAGCGCCUCCGUCUCGCUGGGCAUGCUCUACAUGCCCAAGGUGUACAUCAUCCUCUUCCACCCGGAGCAGAACGUCCCCAAGCGCAAACGCAGCCUCAAGGCGGUGGUGACGGCCGCCACCAUGUCCAACAAAUUCACUCAGAAGGGAGGUUUCCGACCCAACGGAGAAGCCAAAUCAGAACUGUGUGAAAAUCUUGAAACACAAGGUAACGUCCCCUCAGCUGCAUGGCCAACCUUCCCUGUUGCCAAGGAAAUGGGGCCAAGGCUCCUCGAUGUGCGUGGGCUGCCGGUGGGUGACUAUGGCUGCUCCAUUUGA
Emys orbicularis (European pond turtle) is the source of this 2808-nucleotide messenger RNA. It is a transcript of the gene GRM4, whose product is annotated as glutamate metabotropic receptor 4. Gene Ontology annotation, molecular function: adenylate cyclase inhibiting G protein-coupled glutamate receptor activity. The coding region runs from base 1 to 2808 and encodes 935 amino acids. Gene Ontology annotation, cellular component: plasma membrane. The transcript is spliced from 9 exons. Lineage: Eukaryota; Metazoa; Chordata; Testudines; Emydidae. The record is from RefSeq and is a predicted model, not a curated record. Gene Ontology annotation, biological process: G protein-coupled glutamate receptor signaling pathway; regulation of synaptic transmission, glutamatergic.